Messenger RNA from Dreissena polymorpha, 2347 nucleotides. RefSeq lists its product as uncharacterized. The record is from RefSeq and is a predicted model, not a curated record. Lineage: Eukaryota; Metazoa; Mollusca; Bivalvia; Myida; Dreissenidae. Gene Ontology annotation, molecular function: protein binding. The coding region runs from base 1 to 2085 and encodes 694 amino acids. The transcript has 8 exons.
AUGAUCUCUGAAACAUCUGAACUCUUAAACAUUAUCAAAGAAAAGACGACGGAAACUCCGUCCAAGACGCUGGAGAUUAUCACUUCCGGCAAGGUUGAUGUCAACUUAAGAAGUUCAAAAUCGGAAACGUACCUUCAUUUCAUUGCGCAUGCAUACUCGGGCGAUGCGGACGAGGCGAUACUCGUUCCGGUCGUGUUCCAGUUGAGUAACUCGGGGAUCGACAUGGCAUCCGCCGACGCCGACGGAAACACGGCGCUCCACGUUGCGGCUAAACAAGCCGGCGCUCGGAAACUCCUAAGGGCUCUUAUCAUGAUUGGCGUAGAUCCACUGCAACAGAACCAGAGCGGCCACACGGCGUUACAGCUGGCCAAAUCGUUCCCGGAUAAUGCGGCAAUUUUGACGCAGUUUUCUCCCGGCCUCUGGAACGCCAUUCUUAAAAAUAAUACGGGGCAGUUGAACCGCCUUAUGGAUAGUUGGUGCAAGAUAAAUACAAGCAAAUACGGGCAGACGCUGAUAAAAAUGGCGCAGACGUCCGCAUAUACGGAAAUUCUGGAUCAAGUCAAUGAACGGGAAAAGACGGUGGAAUUCGUCCAUUACGCGCUAGCAGGCGAUCGCGCGAAGCUUCGCCCAUUCUUCAAAAUGAGUAGCGUGAACGUCAAUACGCAGACGACCGGUUAUAUAGACGGCGGAAGUGGUGACUUCAUAACACUACCUCUGGUCGGUGAAGCCGCUAUGUUGGGGCUUGCGUCCAUCGUCCGGAAGCUCGUCCGAAAAGGCGCUCAUAUUGACGUCACUGUCAGAAACGUGCCAUUAUUCCUUUACGUUAUGCAAAAUACAAAGAACAAUAAUCCAUUCUAUGAGACACUAGAUGUAAUACUCGAUACAACGGACUUCAAAAAGAAGAACAUCAGAAAACAUACGUACGCUGUUUUGGAUGCCGCUUACGACCGGAAGUUGCCGAUCCCAACGCUACAGAUCAUGUCCGCCAACGGGCUGGAUCUGUUCGCCUUGGACGAUGACGGGCAUUUCUUGCGAGAUAGGAUUAUGAUCCGAUAUGCGACCGGAAGUCCCGCGAGACUGACGAGCGAACUGACCUACCUUGACCGGAUAUUGGUGGAUAUGGCAAAGAAUGGCUGCUUAGACCUGCUGCAGAGUUUGCUGGAACGCGGCUAUGAACACAUUGAUGUAAGCGAUCCGGAAUUUGGGUCAGUCGCGAACGCACUGGAGGCUAAAGUGGGAACCAAAAAGGCAUGUUUAUUUAUGGAGGAUGUUCGAACGUUGCCGUUGCUGUACCGCGAGAUCAGUCACGCGAUCUACGCGGACAAUUUGGUUCAUGUGCAGACGUUGUCGACAACGGGAGUGCUCCGGAUGCGGGACAAGUACGAGCGUACCCUGCUGUACCGCGCUACCUUAUUCGAGCGACGCCACGUGCUGCGUCUCCUGAUGAAGCUGGCGCCGGAGUCAGCAAAAAUACCCGACAGGGAAGGUCGCACACCACUAUUUGUGGCAUGCGCUCUGGAAGAAGGCGAAGACAUUCAGAGGGAGCUGGUCGCACUGGGAUGCACUAUGGAGGACAUAGACAAGAAUGGUCAAUCUCCUGAUGAUAUCAAGCGUCUGUCAGCAAAAGAAAAGCAAGCGUUUCUUGCACGGGAGCGCGAGCGAGAUUUCGGACUGGACACUCACUUGUUGGCCAAGUAUCUAGACAUCAAAGAGGCGAUAAGACUGGGUGACCUUUCAUUGGUUGAGCAAAUCAGAUCCCAGAUGUACAAAGACGUGCAGACGAAGGACAUUGCGCACAGGAUGUAUCAAACCACGCCACCGUGUAAGUGUCUGCUCGAGUUUUCCAUGCAGGCCCGCAGAGACGCCAUCGCGAAAUAUCUCCUCACGCUCGGCAUGGACUGGACGGUCAAGUACAAGGACGGAGGGGAGGAAGUGACGCUAAUGGAGCUAGCCAGGCGGAAGCAGAUGAAGGGAGUCAUAGCCUACAUUGAGUACCAGGAAAAGAAACAACGCGAGCAUCAAGAGCUUAUUAAGAUGCUUAGAAGAAAAGGGGUUGUGAAAAGUACGAAGAAAACAGAAGAUUGACCCGUCUAUGGCGGAAAAAUAUUCGCAGAGCAAUCAAACGCUAUUCCUGAAGUGACGUCAGAUAAUUAUGGAUAUUCCUGUACCGUACUCUAGAGCCUAACGACCAUGUUAAUAACAUGCACUCAUAAUGGGUUAAUACUUGACAUACAAGGGCAAAUAAAUAGUUUUUGUCAUUAACAUAUAUGAUUUGACUGUUUUCAAUUUGAUAUAAAUAUAUGUAUCAGUAAAGGAUUAUAUAAACACGCUGAAAUUAACGCUUUCA